AGAAUGUUCACGCCCAGAAAGACUUUGGAGUUGACUGACUGAUGACGCGGGACGGCCAGUUCUACCGAAACCAGCAUCUACGCAUGUUCUUCAACGCUGUCUGCUCGAUAUCCUCUUCUCCCACCAUCUACAUGCACAGUGCUGUAUGUGGAUUAUGGAUGGCAAAUGGCAAAGCACAAUGGCAUGGGAUACGCCAGUAUCAACAGAUGGAAACAUGGAUAUCGCAGUGGCUCGGGCAACAUCUGCGAAAUGACAUCACGUACGGGACAGCUAAAAUGGAAACGAAACCCACAGGAUCGAUCUGAGAGACAGCAUCUCUUGUGCCGGAACUGAAGCUUAUAAUUGAUGGUAUCGUCGCUGUUGAAAUGACAACCACAAGCUGGAACAGAAAUAAGAUGAGACUCUUCCUAAUCCGUCACGCAGAAUGCCAACAGAACGUCGGACAAGCAGCAGCCACCGACGAAAGCAACUCAGGCCUCACAGAAACCGGGAAAACCCAAGUCCAACACCUAGCCCGCUACUUUCGGGACAAUCUCGUGCAAUUCUCGCACAUCUUCUCCUCGGAUCUCGACAGAGCCACUGAUACAGCGCAGACUAUAUGUAAGUACCAGCUUGGUGCGGGCGCCGCACGACUGGCCCCCAUCCAGACGCACCUGCUGCGCGAGCAGCAGAUUGCAUCCCCUGGUUCCCUGGAAGGGACGAGAUGGAAAUCCGGUGCGCCUGCAUCAAGUACUGGUUCCCCCGAUGGGCUGGCGGGUGGGGAGCCCGGUUACACUGGAGAGGAGAGUUUGGGACAGAUGAAGGCGCGGGCAUCCUCUUUUCUGAGAGAUUUUGUCCUUCCGUUGCUUGAUGGGCCGCCGUCUAGGGGAAAUAACAAAGAAGAGGUCGUUGCUGUCAUCGCUCACGGCAUGAUCCUCCAAGUCCUCUGGAUCUGUCUGGCUGAUUUCUUCGAUCCGGGCGACAUCCAUUUCGGACCAGGAGUGUCGCAGGCUGAUUUCGCGGAUCAGGUUGCCCCCAUCUGGUCGAAUACGGGGGUCAUGGAGUUGGAUAUCAAGCCUGGGAGAGGUGGUGUUGCUAACACCACAACUGCAGCUGGUGCUAUUACCGCUUCAAACACGCAGCAACAACGACUACUCCCUCUGUUCUCACCGGGUCCAUACAGAGAGCCGUGGGGACAGGGACUGGCCCCACCAUUUGCGGGUUGGUCAAUGACCAUUCUGGCUGUGGACAGCACGACGCAUCUGUCUACUACCCAGAUUGGACGGACUGGGGGGACGGUGCGGAAUACUGUACAUGGGUCGCGACAGGGGCCUAUGGAUGAAUUCUAUGGAAUAACAGGGGCUGCAUAGCUGAAAGUAAAU
Messenger RNA from Monascus purpureus, 1361 nucleotides. The record is from the annotation of a GenBank genome assembly. NCBI's taxonomy places the organism in Eukaryota, Fungi, Ascomycota, Eurotiomycetes, Eurotiales, Aspergillaceae.